Messenger RNA from Alligator sinensis (Chinese alligator), 2966 nucleotides. RefSeq names its product interferon alpha-inducible protein 27-like protein 2B. The transcript is spliced from 7 exons. Gene Ontology annotation, biological process: apoptotic signaling pathway. The record is from RefSeq and is a predicted model, not a curated record. Gene Ontology annotation, cellular component: mitochondrion; membrane. Lineage: Eukaryota; Metazoa; Chordata; Crocodylia; Alligatoridae. Bases 1144 to 1704 code for a protein of 186 amino acids.
GCUGAGAUUUAUUACCCAGAUUACAGGUAACCUUGUGGGUAGGCUACUGAUAAAAUAGGAAGAAACUGGUCUAUCGACCCAUCUUUUAUUUGCUUGCACCUUAAAACAGGAAAACAAACAUUUAUCCCGAAGUCUAUCUUGCUACCCACAACAGCACAACAUAGGUUCUCAGGAGGUGGGAGGAGGGUGGCAUGCAGAUUGGCAGCAGGUCUUCCUGAAUUUUCCAAAUUUCCCUCCAGCCUAUCCCCAAUAUUUAUAAAUGGCUGAUUUUAAUAUUCCAAUAAAUGAUCUCUGCUUGGUUUUAUUUAAAUGUCUUUGUUUCGCUGAAACUUUUGGAACUGGACUGAACCAGAACUCUUGUGGACUUGGAAGGUGUCAAUUAAUUGGAAUUGAUAUCCUUGAGAUAUAUUUAUAUCCUUGGGAAAGAGGGAGGUUUCUUAUUUGCUUUCCUUCCUCCUUGUGGAAUGCUCUUCCUGUUUCUUCUUUAUCUCACGUUACGGUAUUGUCUGACAAGGUUGUUUUUGUUUUUACAAAUUAUCUAACUAUUUUAACAAAAAUAUGUCUGUUAUAGCAAACUAACAUCCAGUGCAUUUGGUUACAUCAAUCACCGCUAGUACUUUAAGAUGAUAUAGUGUAUAUGGAUUAUUUAAUGUAUAGUCUUCCUUAUCUCCUUUCAGGUCUUGUACUUUGUUUAAUGGUAUUUGAUGGUUUCCUUUACUUGCUGACCAAGUUAGUUGUCACAUCUGCAAAGGUUCACGCUACGGUCUCUCAGAAACAAGUUUCGGGCCUUCUGCUUGGCAACACUCCUGCUGCUUAGCCUAGGCCCCUUGGCAAUGGCCAAGGCUGGCAACAGAGUGCUGCUUGCUGGGCGAUUGCUGCCUGUGUCUGACAACAGCCCUAACAAGGGAGCAGAGCCAGGCCCAGCAGGGAAUAAAAGCAGAGUCCCCAAGAAAACAGGGCAGUCUACGAGCAGUCCACAUGUCAAUUUGCUGCGCCUCCCCCGCCCCCUGCAAGCUGCUGUUUGAAAGCCUGUCCACUGCAGUUGAGCUGCGUUCCCUGUAAAUACUUAGAGCCACUGGCAUAGUCUAUUAGUUGGCUGCUACCAGGGGAGCCUUGGUAUCUUAGCACGGCUGAGUUGUUUGGAUGAGGUAUUGUAAGGGUCAGCCUUGCUGGCACAGCGACAUGGUCGGGAGCUGUGCGCCCAGUUCACGCAUCCUCUGCCACAAGAAGAGAUGCAGGCAAAUGCCAUUUCCCACUGAUGAACAGGAAGAGAUAAUCCACCACCCCCAACCUUGUUCUCUGCUCUUGCCCUACGAAGGCUGGUCAAACUGCAUCUUAUUUCCAAGAGACGUGCCGGAUGAAAGUUCAGAGCAGGACUUAGGCAAGAGUGAAACUAAAGGAAUCUCUAAGAUCAAGACUGGCAUUGCAGUAGUUGCUGGAGCAGGAAUAUCAGUAGUUGCUGCCCCACUUGUACUGGGGGCAGUAGGAUUUACUGGAGCGGGAAUUGCAGCCGGGUCACUCGCUGCCAAUAUGAUGUCAGUUGCUGCCAUAGCCAAUGGAGGAGGAGUGGCUGCUGGAAGCAUGGUGGCAGUGCUACAAUCGGCUGGUGCUGCAGGACUCUCUUUGACAACCAACAUUGGGCUGGGGGCUGUAGGGGGUGGUGUUGGGGCAGCGAUUAGCAGACUCUUCACCAAAGAGAAAUGAACCUGCUCCUGUGGCGUUUGGAACAAAUGCUGGCCGCUCACAGAACUCUUCAGCUCCAGCAUCAGGGUUGCUCAAGCAGCAAGCUUAUUUUAAUUUGAAACAUGUGCCGCCUUUGCAAUGCUGUGGAAACCACCACUGUGAAUUUACCACUUUCCCCUGCCUUUUUCCCCCUUUCCCUCCCAGUCUCCUGAACAGCUGUUGAUCUCCUUUGAUCAUUUGGGGUAGGGGAGGAAACAAUAAAAGCUAUUUCCUUAAAUGAAUUAAUUUGUUUCAAAUUAUGUCACUGAAACCCUUGGGAGGAGGGCCUUACAUGCAUGGUAAGGGCUGGAAGAGCAAAGCAUUGCUGAUGUGUGGAGGGCCACAGCCUGUCAGAGGUAAGCCUAAGUGUUUGUCAAGGAGAUAGUUUUGGAGUGACUGAGAGCGAAGACCGUGCUGGUUUCUGUAUAGGUGGAUCCUCUCCUCUCUACCAGAUCAAUGCAUCUCUUAUCACCAGGCUGUCUCAAUACCCAGACUAGAGAAAUCGCAUGGGACACAUCUUCCUGCUCCUGGAUCUACUGCAGCAGGGAGACUGCACUUUCCCCUGAGCUUGGCUUAAUGGGACACUGGUUUCUAGCUAGCUCCAUGCCAGGGUUGCGGCUCCUAACCUCCAACACAGAAGUCAAACUUACCUACAGCUUUCUUAUCAACAGACCUUUGAGUCAGCUCCUUUCAGCUUGCACCCCUUUUGGAAAGGUUGAUACCAGUGCUCUUGUACGUAGUGUGCCAAGAUGAAAUCACUCCCACACCUACAGGAGUAAAAUAGCUUCCAGGCACUGUUUGGUGGGUGACGACUGACCCCAGGAUAGCCCUUCAUGCUGGAGAUGUUAACCAGGACAGGAGCCAGCAGAGAAGAGUUCGGGUUCUAGUGUACUUAAUGGAACCAAGAGUGGGAGGAGUGGUUUAUCUAGACUGAUUAGGACACAGGUCUAUCUGCAGCACAAGCUGAUUAGCUCAUCAGCUGUACGAAGUGUGCUCCUUUCAGUUCCUAUUAGGUAGACUCAUAGGAGCCUCCUGUGGUUCAGUGGUAGCAUCCUUGUCUACCACACAGGAGACCCGCGUUUGAUUCCCAGACACAUAGACAACUACAGCCAUAGAGGCACCAAGCAUCUGGACAUAGUCCGGUCUUUGAAUUCAGUCUCAGUGGCAAAAGGGGAGGUUGGAAAGUCUGGGCCAGCCUCCACUCCUCCAAAAAUUCCUGCUCAGGCAUGUGCAUUGAAGGUCUG